Molecule: messenger RNA, 1101 nt
Organism: Durusdinium trenchii
Lineage: Eukaryota; Dinophyceae; Suessiales; Symbiodiniaceae
Source: the annotation of a GenBank genome assembly
AGCCUUUCUUGGCUACAGUGUUGAUCGUGCUGCUCUAAGCCGCAGCCAGGCUCAUGUCAAGCCGCUUAGAUAGUCCCUCCUUGAAGCUGCAAGAGCUGUUGCCCAACAAUGGCUACAUGGAGAAGGAUGUCACCGCUCUCCUACCGGACUUCCUCGCCAAUGAGUGGCGGAAUAACGAUUGGAGAGGUGUCGAGAAACGAGGUGACACGCCAGAUCCUCUGGCACCGCCUCAUUCCUACUCCACAGGGCUACCACCUCCAAUACAGCCACCAAAGGAAUGGAAUGAAAGGACUGAGAGAAUCCCCAGUCCUUUGAGACGAAUGGAUUGGGCCGAGAACUUCGUGGGCAUCUCUCGCCGAACGGAGGUGCCUAGCGUGGGAAUCAUUGGCCAGGCACCUGUGGGUGCAGACCGCCGGGCCGCAGGACAAGGCUCCGACCCGGGUGCUGUUGCCGCACAACUACUGCGGUCGAUUCAAAACCACCAGGUCACCUCUGCCAAAGACAUGUCGGCUGCGCCCUAUCGGCCAGGCGAUCUCCUGUCCAAGGCUAUGAGUGCAGAAACUUCAGAUGUACAGAUCCCAACUUCUUCUGCACCCUUUCCAGGGCAAAAGGCCGGCGCAGAGGUUCAUUGCGAUGUGUCUCCAGAUGAUCAUGACGAUGACGACGAUGACGACGACGAUGACUACUCGGACUCUGAAGAUUGGAAUGAGGAUGGACAGAGGCCGGUGCCGCCGGGCAAAGUGGAUGGGCAACACCUCAACGUGGGGUCCACAGGACACCAUCUUCGACUCUGCAAACCCUGUGCAUUUUGGAAUACCAAGGGCUGCAAAGACGGCAAAGACUGCAAGUUUUGUCACCUGUGCGAACCUGGUGAGAAGAAGCGUCGCAAGAAGGAGAGGAGUGCCUACAUCCGAACCGUCACCCGCCGGCCAGACAGAGUGCCAGGAGUGCCAGCUACUGGUUCUCCCGCUUUGGGUCGGCGAUAGCGUGCUGUUUUUUUGAAAAGGCGCCAAUCGACCUGCGCCGCUAGGAGAAAGUGACCCGCAAAGUCCGGGAUCCGUCAGGUGUUUGAAACUGAAAAUCUCUUCGUGAGAGGCGGUU